CCUGGCGAAGGGGCGCAGCGCAGCGGCAGAGACCUGGCAGCUUCCAGCGCACUCGCUACCUGUCAGUGCGCCCGGUUGUUGCGCCCGGUGCCUUGGAGCGGGAGCUCGGGGGACUCGGCCACCUCCACCCUCCAGGCUUCAGCACCGGCUCCUGCCUAGAGGGCGGCCCCUGCCCACCCUCCCUCUGCCCCUGCAGACAGAGCGCUCGGCGGAUGGGCUCUGGGGCCCGGAGCUGCCCGCCGCCCACCCCACCUCCCACCCGGCGCCGGGGUUUCUUCCCCGGCCACUCUCCCCCGCAACUUUCCGUGCUUUGUUCUCGGGCUGGAAAUGAUUUACGGAAGCGUCUUGGACAGGGUCUCCGCCAGGCGGCAAGAGCCCGGCGCUGAGAUGUGUUACGUUCUCAUCUACCCAUCAAUUAUGGAUGGAAACAAAUAAGGAAGAGUCAAUUUUGCAUGAGCCCCUUCUCAGGCGGCGAGAGGCGUCCUGCGGCCGGGAGGGAGCCUCCGCUCACGUCGCCAGCCGCUGGCACAGGGAUGGUGAGGAGGAAGGCAGCCAAGUGGGAUUUCUGAGGAGGGGCUGCCCUGACCGACCGCGGCCCACCAUGAGGUUCUUCCUGCCCUGUGCCUACAUGCUGCUCGCGAUGGUUUCCCCUCUGAGGGCAGUCAGCUUCCCCGAAGAUGAUGAACCCCUUAACAUUGUUGACUAUCACUAUUCAAGGCAAUAUCCGGUUUUUAGAGGACGCCCUUCAGGCAAUGAAUCGCAGCACCGGCUGGACUUUCAGCUGAUGUUGAAAAUUCGAGACACACUUUAUAUUGCUGGCAGGGAUCAAGUUUAUACAGUAAACUUAAAUGAAAUCCCCAAAACAGAAGUAAUACCGAGCAAGAAACUGACGUGGCGGUCAAGACAACAGGAUCGCGAAAACUGCGCGAUGAAAGGCAAACAUAAAGACGAAUGCCACAACUUUAUCAAAGUAUUUGUUCCACGGAAUGAUGAGAUGGUGUUUGUGUGUGGGACCAAUGCAUUUAAUCCCAUGUGCAGAUACUAUCGGUUGAAUACCUUAGAGUAUGAUGGGGAAGAAAUUAGUGGCCUGGCAAGAUGCCCAUUCGAUGCCAAACAAACCAACGUUGCCCUUUUUGCUGAUGGGAAGCUGUAUUCUGCCACAGUGGCUGACUUCUUGGCCAGUGAUGCUGUUAUUUAUCGAAGCAUGGGCGAUGGAUCUGCCCUUCGUACAAUCAAAUAUGAUUCCAAAUGGAUAAAAGAGCCGCACUUUCUUCACGCCAUAGAAUAUGGAAACUACGUCUAUUUCUUCUUUCGAGAAAUUGCUGUGGAACAUAACAACUUAGGCAAGGCUGUCUAUUCCCGUGUGGCCCGCAUAUGUAAAAACGACAUGGGUGGCUCCCAGCGGGUCCUGGAGAAACACUGGACUUCAUUUCUGAAGGCUCGGCUUAACUGCUCUGUCCCCGGGGACUCGUUUUUCUACUUUGAUGUUCUGCAGUCUAUUACAAACAUCAUACAAAUCAAUGGCAUCCCCACGGUGGUCGGGGUGUUCACCACACAGCUCAACAGCAUUCCUGGUUCUGCAGUCUGUGCGUUUAGCAUGGAUGACAUUGAGAAAGUAUUCAAAGGACGGUUUAAAGAACAGAAAACUCCAGAUUCUGUUUGGACAGCAGUCCCCGAAGACAAAGUACCAAAGCCAAGGCCUGGCUGUUGUGCAAAGCAUGGCCUUGCGGAAGCUUAUAAAACCUCCAUUGAUUUCCCGGAUGAAACCCUGUCGUUCAUCAAAUCCCACCCCCUGAUGGACUCCGCCGUCCCACCCAUUGCAGAGGAGCCCUGGUUCACGAAGACCCGGAUCAGGUACAGACUGACGGCUGUGGCUGUGGACCACUCUGCCGGGCCCUACCAGAACUACACUGUCAUCUUCGUUGGCUCAGAAGCUGGCAUGGUACUUAAAGUUCUGGCAAAGACCAGUUCUUUCUCUCUGAAUGACAGCGUGUUACUGGAAGAGAUUGACGCGUACAACCAUGCAAAGUGCAAUCCUGAGAAUGAGGAAGACAAAAAGGUCAUCUCAUUACAGUUGGAUAAAGACCGUCACACUUUAUAUGUGGCGUUCUCUAGCUGUGUUAUCCGCAUGCCCCUCAGCCGCUGCGAGCGUUAUGGAUCAUGUAAAAAGUCUUGCAUUGCAUCGCGAGACCCGUACUGCGGCUGGUUGAGCCAGGGGGGCUGUGGCAGAGUCACCCCGGGGAUGCUCACUGGAGGGUACGAACAAGACACGGAAUACGGCAACGCGGCGCACCUAGGGGACUGCCACGAAAUUUUGCCUACUUCAACUACACCAGAUUACAAAAUAUUUGGCGGUCCAACAUCUGACAUGGAGGUAUCUUCAUCUUCUGUUACCACAGUAACAAGCAUCCCACAAAUCACACCCAAAGUGAUUGAUACCUGGAGACCUAAACUGACGAGCUCCCGGAAAUUUGUAGUUCAAGAUGACCCAAACACUUCUGAUUUUACUGAUCCUUUAUCAGGUAUCCCAAAGGGUGUGCGGUGGGAAGUCCAGUCUGGAGAGUCCAACCAGAUGGUCCACAUGAAUGUCCUCAUCACCUGUGUCUUUGCCGCUUUUGUUUUGGGUGCAUUCAUUGCAGGGGUGGCCGUCUACUGCUACCGUGACAUGUUUGUUCAGAAAAACAGGAAGAUCCGUAAAGAUGCAGAAUCUGCCCAGUCGUGCACAGACUCUAGUGGAAGUUUCGCCAAACUGAAUGGUCUCUUUGAUAGCCCGGUCAAGGAAUAUCAGCAGAAUAUUGAUUCUCCCAAGUUAUACAGUAACUUGCUGACCAGUCGGAAAGAGCUGCCGCCCACUGGAGACACGAAAUCCAUGGUCAUGGACCAUCGAGGCCAACCUCCUGAACUGGCUGCGCUCCCCACACCUGAGUCCACACCUGUGCUGCACCAGAAGACCCUGCAGGCCAUGAAGAGCCACGCAGACAAGGCCCAUGGCCAUGGAGCUUCAAGGAAAGAAAACCCCCAGUUUUUUCCUUCCAGUCCUCCACCCCACUCUCCAUUAAGUCACGGGCAUAUCCCCAGUGCCAUUGUUCUUCCUAACGCUACCCAUGACUACAACACAUCCUUCUCAAACUCCAAUGCUCACAAAGCUGAAAAAAAGCUUCAACACAUUGACCACCCUCUUACAAAGUCAUCCAGUAAGAGAGAUCACCGGCAUUCUGUGGAUUCCAGAAAUACCCUCAAUGAUCUCCUGAAGCAUCUAAAUGACCCAAAUAGUAACCCCAAAGCCAUUAUGGGAGACAUCCAAAUGGCCCACCAGACCCUAAUGCUGGAUCCCGUGGGACCUAUGUCUGAGGUCCCGCCCAAGGUCCCCAAUCGGGAGGCAUCGCUCUACUCUCCUCCUUCAACUCUCCCCAGAAAUAGCCCAACCAAGCGAGUGGAUGUCCCCACCACGCCCGGGGUGCCAAUGACUUCUCUGGAAAGACAGAGAGGUUACCACAAAAACUCCUCCCAGAGGCACUCUAUAUCUGCUCUGCCUAAAAACUUAAACUCACCAAACGGUGUUUUGUUAUCUAGACAGCCCAGCAUGAACCGUGGUGGGUACAUGCCCACGUCGACAGGGGCGAAGGUGGACUAUAUUCAGGGAGCACCGGUGAGUGUUCACCUGCAGCCUGCCCUCUCCAGACAGAGCAGCUACACCAGUAAUGGCACCCUUCCUAGGACGGGGCUAAAGAGGACACCCUCCUUAAAACCUGACGUGCCACCAAAGCCUUCAUUUGCUCCUCAAACAACCUCUGUCAGACCACUGAACAAAUACACUUACUAGGCCGCAAGUGUGCUGUUCCCAUGUGGCUUUAUCCAGUCCACAUUGUUGCAAGGAUGAUGUUGUAAGGGUACCUUAAGAUAAGAGACUCACUUGUAUUUUAAGAGAACCAAGUGGCCAAAGAAACUCUCUCACUUUGGCAACAUCAGAACUUAGCACAUGUAGCUACUGCAACAAGGCUUCUGUGUACGCACCCAAAACAAAGGAAGGUGCUGGACAUUCCAUUUCUUUUGUUUGAAGCUAAGCAGAGGUGUAGCUCUGAGGGGCUGCCUUCCGGGGUAAAGAGCUGAUACAGUACGCAGAAGAAUCUGUGAGUAAAUACUUGAAAAUGGGUUCAACUUAGACUGCCAUUAUGCGUGGUCUUCCCAUUCAAUGUGAACAUUUUAAUAUGUAUGCAUUCACCUUGCCUCUUGCACAAAUGUCAAAAACAAUGGUAAUGUCUCAAAGAAACAAACUUGUGGAUUACCAAACAAUUUGCUAAGAAAUCAGUCUUUGACCCAAACUGUAGCAUUUUUUUUUCAUGUGGGGCAAUUUUUUUCAUGCCACCAAUGAACUGUGUUGCGUGCGUGCAAGUGUGUGAGCGUGUGUGUGAGUGUGCGUGUGUCCCGUAUCCACCAGGAUGUGUUUAGGUGCCCAUUGCAUCUUUUUGUGCUGCGGAGUUGUUUACAUUGAGUAUGACUGAACAGGGAUGAUAACUACUUCCCACUGCAGUCCAUUGGGUUCAGCUUUGAGAAAGAAAGAAAGAAAUCAAGGCUGAUUUGACCAUCAGUAUGAUUGACGUAUGUGGUACCCAAUGCCAGAAUGUAAAGAGUUCGAAGUCAUUUUGUGCUGCUAUUCAUUAAAACUUCGAUUACAGUCUUGCCAGCUUAAAGAGACGGAGAUGUUAAGAGGUAUCCUUGAUUUAUCCAACAGUAUUCAGUAGUAAAAUUUACCUGUCCACUGUGAAUCCGAGCCUGAGUCACUCUAUUUAUCCUUGGACACACUGAUAAGGUUUUAUUUUCAUUGUGUUUGGUUUUUCCCGUGUAGUAAAAUUUCUCUUCCUUGAACUCCUCCUACCCCCAAGAUUUAAAAAUAAAAUAAUGUAAAACACAAAAGAAGGAAAUGUGAAAAGAAUUGCAAUUGGCUUAACAGACACAGUCCAUGAAAACCUCAGUGGUGCAAUCCUGUUGUCUAUGUCGUGUUGUGUGAGAAUUUUCUCCCAAGUCAUGCAGGUAAUGACAAUAUAUGUAAAUAUUACAUGUGAGUUUACCUGAAUCUGUGCAUUUUGUGCCUUAUUCAUGAGAAUGAUAGAAGUACUAAAAUAUGUCCAGUGUUUUCAGUAUAGCACAUCAUUUACUGAGUGCCAGUUGUAAACGUUUUUCAACCAGCACCUGAAGACUUUCGGAAAAAAAAAAAAAAUCCUAAGAGCAACCUAGAACAGUUAAUUGUCAAACAGUCCACUCAGAUAGCAGCAUUAUGUCCUUUGCCAUGAUAAACAUUCCGCUCCUGCUUUCCUAAGGAUGAAACAGUGAUAAUGUGAAGUCAAAUGAGGUUUCCUGGGUAACGUGACACCUGUGGAUACCACAGUCAUUUAUUCGCAGCGUUGCAGAAGCCACUUACAGUUGUUGACGGGCAGUCCCAAUGACUGUUUCAGUUACGAUGCUGCACAUCACGCCAUGAUGUAUUAACCCUAACCUAGACAGUGUCGAGGCAGGGGAAGGCUCCUGACUUAGUCAGACAAAUAAGCUCAACUGACUUCUUGUGAUAAUGCUGACGGUACACAUCACUUGGGGGAGGAUGGGUGGCAGAAGACCAGAGCAUUUUUAUACAAAAUGUAGAAUACUGAUACAGUUAAUCUUUUCCUUUGAGAAUAUUGUUUUAUAAAGAACAUGAUUCCCUGAGAUCUCUGGAAGCUAAAACUUCUGUUCUUGAAACACUUCGGUUUUGCAACUAAAAUAUUACAGAUUAAUAAUAAAUUAAACCAACCAACGAUAGACAUUACUCAGUCCACCGUCACCUUACCAAUAUUAAUCCCGGUGUGCGGAAAACGGAACAGUAACUGUGUGAUUCCCGGGUAACAUUUUGUAACAUUGUGCUGCCUUGUCGUUUGUAAUGUGAGUUCUUUCGGUAUUUAUGUUGAAAUUUCUAACACUAAAUCUAGUCUCUAUCCUGUUAAUUUAAUUUUUAAAUGCUUUAUCCAUUUGUGCAAAGGUAAACACAGAUUGUAUCUUUUUUAAUGUUACGGCAUAAAAAGUAACCCUAACGUGAAGUGGCUCUAUACUGUUUUAUAGAGAACUUUAACCUGUAUAGAUACCUUGUAAACUUGUAUUGUGGAUGUGUAAAUAAUAUGUACUUUGGGUUUUUAACACCGCAUGUAAAGUCAAAAUAAAAUAUAUAAAUCAUUAU
This is a messenger RNA of Molossus molossus (Pallas's mastiff bat), 6205 nucleotides long. RefSeq names its product semaphorin 6D (gene SEMA6D). The record is from RefSeq and is a predicted model, not a curated record. The transcript has 19 exons. Gene Ontology annotation, molecular function: chemorepellent activity; semaphorin receptor binding. Gene Ontology annotation, biological process: neural crest cell migration; axon guidance; semaphorin-plexin signaling pathway. The coding region runs from base 422 to 3823 and encodes 1133 amino acids. NCBI's taxonomy places the organism in Eukaryota, Metazoa, Chordata, Mammalia, Chiroptera, Molossidae.